UCUUUUGACAUACGUCUCAGUGACUCAGUCUAUAAAUUUCAUUUAACCCAUUGUGAUAUCCUCUUCUCCAUCGUCAUCGAUAAUAUCUCUUAACCUUUUUUUUUUCCUCUCAUCUUCUCAGGAAAAUAUUCUCUAUUUUGAGUCCUUUAAAUCUUUAUAUUUGAUUACUUGAGUUAGUACGUAUAGGACAAAAAAAAUCUUUGAUAUUACAAUGUCAGAAGAAUAUCAAGAAUCAGACAUUAUAUUUUCAGACCAAUCCACAAUCCAAGAGGAAACUAAAAUCAGUAAGGGCGAGAAGGGCACAAGACAGCGGGUGAGGGCGGAGAAAACAUCUCCGGUGAGUAUUCCGGUGAAUCAUUUCCGGCGUAUGGAGUGGGAAACAGCGGGGGAGGAGGAGGAUAAGACUCCUCCGCAUGUUAUAAUCGAAAGAAGGAUGAAGGAGCAAAUAGCGUUUUCCGUUUGCACCCUAAAAGGAAGAGACCUGAAUCGUCACAGGAACUCCGUUCUUAGGAUGACUGGUUUCUUAGAGGCUUGAUUUCUUUAACCGGCCGGUUCAGUUUGUAUUUUAAUCAAUUGACCGGUUUCUCUUUUUUUUUUUCCGGUGUGUAUUUGGAUGAAUCCAAGACAUGUCUUGUACUAGAAUUGUUUUAAAUGCGAGUCCUUUUUUUUAAUUACUUUAGUCAAAUUUUUGAUUGGUUAGUUUUUGAACAUUGGUUUGGUUGGUUAUUUGAGAGGAGGAAAACAAAAUACAGUAUAAUGUUUUAAUUAAAUACACGAUUUGGCUUUUAGAUUUGAUUGUGGAGUAAUUCGUUUCUUGGCUUACGGAUUUCCUCUCAUUCAUAGGCAUUAUGCAACUUUCUUGCUAAGAGCGGAGAUAGAUGUACCUCCUAACAUUGACAGCGUCAACUAUAUGAAUAUUUUCUGUAAAUUUCCUUACCAACAAAAGUAAUUAAUUAAAAGUGAAAGUGAUCUAAGCAAAUGUUUGACUUGGCUUCUACUGGCCUAUCACAUGUUUUAUAUAUGUUUUAUAUAAUUUACAUAUUAUGUGAUAUGUUUAUUGAGAGUUGUUA
Molecule: messenger RNA, 1070 nt
Organism: Eruca vesicaria subsp. sativa (arugula)
Lineage: Eukaryota; Viridiplantae; Streptophyta; Magnoliopsida; Brassicales; Brassicaceae
Source: the annotation of a GenBank genome assembly